UUAGUGCUCAUCUUUAAAUUUGGGGCCAUAGAGUUUAUGGCUCCAAUCUUCGCCAGAAGCACCAUGACCAAUUAUUCUCGGGUUCCCAUUCUCCUAUUCAUGUUGAACCUCUUGGGUUCUGAUCCGGACAAAUGCUUGACUCGGGCUGAUUUGGCGGUCCGAGUCCAAUAUGGGGGUCAAAAGAGCCAAGAAGAGAACGUGGAAUCCAUCCUCCAAAGGGAUGUCUACGAGCAAGUGAUCUCGGGCAAUUCGAGUAUGGACACGGUCACCAUUGAGUUUAAAUUGCCUGAUGGCACCAUUGUGACUCAAUUGACCGAUUUUCGAAUGCAAUCUCAGCUGGUAAGAGUGUUCCUUUUGGGGGAAGAGGACCUGGGUGAGCCCCGGUCACAGGCUUUCUGUUUCGUGUCUGCAUUCACGGGGGAUAUGAUCCCACCUGAGGCUGUGAUGAAACUUCGUCAGAAGAACCCAUGGACGAUCCGAGUGGCGGAUGAAGAUCGAGGCCAGGUUGAUCAGGAAUCGCCUUUGAUUCUCGAUUCCAGCGCCAUUCGCCAGUCAGCCGUGUCCUCACAUCUGCCUUCGUUCUGCAAAGAUGCCAAGUCUGCCACUUUUUCAUCCGAGCAAGAGCUGUUCAAUAUCCUGGAUUCGGUCAACGGACCCGAUUUCAGUUCCAUAAGCAAACCUGCCAUAGAGGACCACGUGUCUUUGUCGCGAUGUCAUGUUCUUCCACAAACAUCAAAGAACCCUUGUCUUUGUAACUUGAAGAUUUGCUUUGAUUGGUAUCCGUGCACAUUGAAAUACUGCAAGAAUAGCGAAGGCGAAGGCGAACACCGAUGUGGCAUUAGAACCUGCCGAAAAUGCACAAAUUUCUUCUUCCCCGUCAAGUCCAAAAAUUCCUGCCUUUGGGAUCCGAAAUAGUGCAUUCAUAAACAAUCUCGAGAGCUUUGAUCUUUUCCACCCUUCCUCCCCGCAAUCCUCACCCCAUCCAAUAUUUCUAAAGAACUUGGAAGAAGCCAAUAAAACUAUCACUAAAUAGACAGUUUCUAAUGCACCAA
Messenger RNA from Tigriopus californicus, 1052 nucleotides. RefSeq names its product out at first protein homolog (gene oaf). The record is from RefSeq and is a predicted model, not a curated record. Bases 37 to 915 code for a protein of 292 amino acids. The transcript is spliced from 6 exons. Lineage: Eukaryota; Metazoa; Arthropoda; Copepoda; Harpacticoida; Harpacticidae.